AAACAAAUCUCUUGCGUGAUCUCUUGUGCGAAUGCGGAAGUGCGAACGCUUGUGGCCUUGUACGAAGAAGGAAGACGAACUCACGAGCCUGGACCUGCGACGGAGACGCGACGAACAGGAAUAGGAGAACAGCAGACCACCAGCUGCGCCGCCGUCCACUCCGGCUCUGCGCUCUCCGCCUCUCCGAAUCCGGGUCUGCCUGGCCGCCUGGGCUCUGUCUCCAGCUCCGCUGCUCCAGCAUACAGAUCUCUGCAUUGCAGGUUUUUCUUCCUGAUAAUUUGAAGAAUAAAUAUAAAAGAAGUUUAGUAGUGUCAAAGUACUGCUUUCUGCUUUCAGGCGAUGAAGAUGCAAACUUAAAGCAAAUGCAGGUGCACUCACCAAUUUUGAGGUGCUUGAGUUUCUAAGAUCAAGAGGAGCUGGAAGGGGUGCUGCACGUGUCAUGCUCCCAAUUUUGGCAUCUGAGUUUAAGGUUUUUGAUUAUUUAGAACAGACUGUUGUGUGCACUAAUCAGACUAGAGAAAUUAUUGACCAAUUUGUAGAAAAAUGUAAAAGCUUCAAUAUAUCAAAAGCUGAAAUUUUGAACAUCAUCAAUGUCAGACCAUGUACUCUAUCUCAAAUUUACCCGAUAAUAGAGGAAUAUGAUGUUCGGUUUCCGAGAAGUGAGGAAACUGGUGAUGAGGAAGAGAUUGAAGAACCUUUGAUGGCACUGGUCGAGACAAUACAACAUGUUUUGCCUGCCCCUCCUUCGCCAAUGCAGGAGGCUAAUGGGGAAGUUGACGAAAAAGUUGGUGAAGAGAUGGAUGAAGAGAGAGUCGUUGAGACUAAUGAAUAGUAGCACACUUUACUCAGGAGAUUUGUAGGUGUUAUGUGACCAGUUUUCAAUUGGAUUGGUUAAGACAAUACAACCCUAUGUCACUGUGUUGAGUGUAAAAUAGAGCCUUUGGUUGUAGAUCUUUGAAGUAGAGUUUUUUAUGCUGAUAUUUGUGGUAAUGUUUAUCAUAAUAUGCCUCGAUAUAUUUUAUGGCCAAUUUUUCGUUCUGUCCAUUUUAAUUUCUGAACUCAAUCUUCUACUUGAACAUGUUUUGUAGCUGGAAUAUUUACAAAAUUGGUAGUGGUCUACAAACUUUUCAA
Molecule: messenger RNA, 1131 nt
Organism: Cuscuta europaea
Lineage: Eukaryota; Viridiplantae; Streptophyta; Magnoliopsida; Solanales; Convolvulaceae
Source: the annotation of a GenBank genome assembly